GCGCGCUUCCGGUCGUCGUCGUCGCCGCUGCUGCCGCUGCUGCUGCUGCUGAGGCUGCUGGCGGAGGCCGGAGGAUCGGGCGGCGGCGGCGGCGGCGGCUGAGAGGGCGGCGGCGGGAGCGGAGCGGGACGAGGGAGCGAGAGGAAGCGAGCGAGGAGCGAGCGGAGCGCCCAGCCCCGCCCGCCCUUCCUCCCGCCUGAGGAGCCAGAGCAGCCCGGGCCCCCAGCUGCCGCGGCCGCCGCCGCCCGCCUGCCCGCCCGCCGGACAAAGCCGAGAACCCGCGCCCAGAGCCAUGUCCUCGUCCGCCGGCAGCGGCCACCAGCCCAGCCAGAGCCGCGCCAUCCCCACCCGCACCGUGCCCAUCAGCGACGCCGCGCAGCUACCUCAUGACUAUUGCACCACGCCCGGGGGGACGCUGUUCUCCACCACGCCGGGAGGAACCAGAAUCAUUUAUGAUAGAAAGUUUCUGUUGGAUCGUCGCAAUUCUCCCAUGGCUCAGACCCCACCCUGCCAUCUGCCCAAUAUCCCAGGAGUCACCAGCCCUGGCACCUUAAUCGAAGACUCCAAAGUAGAAGUGAACAAUUUGAACAACUUGAACAAUCAUGACAGGAAACAUGCAGUUGGGGAUGAUGCUCAGUUUGAGAUGGACAUCUGACUGUCCUGCCAGGAUCAGAAGAAAAACAGCAACACCGAUACUGCGUGUACCUGAUUUGCCAACAGGAUCAACAACGAAAAGACGGAAGAAGCAGCACCAGCAGUCCCCAUCGCAUCUCCGCCUCCUCCUUUUCCUCCCGGCGCCAAACGUGAAGAUGAGCUUCAUCUGACCAUUUCCUGUCCCCUUCCCAGUUAGGUAGCUUGAAAGCCCUUGUCAUAUUUCUGUAAAACCAAGCAGCCCACAGAAGAAAACAGUUAAGCUUCGGCUUCUCUGGUCUUUUCUAUAUGAGAAAUCUCCCCUCCCCUCAAACUGUCUUUCAAUCCCAAAUCAAAUAGCAACUGACCAGCUGUCUGGUUGGGCGGUCUGGGGAAGUGAGACAGAGAUUUGGUGGGUUCAGCUUUAUUUUUGUUCUUACUCUGUCUCCCCUUCCUGUCUCCCACCCAUGGAUCAGUGCUGCCAGAGUGAGUUUGGGUCUUCAAAACUAUGAGAGGGUAAACAUUUACCUUGAGAUCUUUGUCCUCUGGGACAGAGCACAGUUUGUGCAGCUCCAGUAGCAUUACCCUAUGACACUGUUUUGAGGUUUGCUUCCUCUGGGAAGAAUGUCUUCUGUCUUUGGUAUUACAUACAAUUCAUCUUCCCAUUCUUUUUCUUAGCACAUUUGUACGAAAUUUUUUAACUCUACAUUGGAAGGGAGUUCUCCCAUUCCUUCCACUUGCAUCUGGUUGCUUAAGGUCCUCUUGGAUGCUCUAUCCAGGUGAUUAAUCUGCUCCCACAGAAGGUCCAUUCCAGGUGGUGGAAGCGCUCUGGACAUGGCCUGAUCACAUAGUAUUCUGCCAGGUGGCACCCGAGAGAGACCGCAGUAAGCCCUUGGAGUGCCCGUUCUUCAGUAGUCAGUUUCCACCCCAAGGAGCAUUGUGAUAUUUGUUGUCUCGGAGUGCAGUGUGUUAUAUUUUAAGUUUAAAGUUGACUUUCAGAAUGUUCCUGGAAAAGAACUGAAUUUUUUCCCUUUGUGGACCUGCUUUGUUUGACUGCUGAAAUAGAUAAGCAUCGGUUUAAAAAUGUGUUCCUCCUAGUUUUUUUGCCUUACCUGUCAUAUUCUGAAUUUUCCCUUUCUUCCCUCCCGCUCUCUCCUUCCUUUUUCUCUUUCAGGCCAUUUUUCAAAUAGACAUCAGAAAUACCUCAAUUGUUGGUAUCUGAUAUCUGUCACUUAUAUGAGGAGUGACCUUUUAUUUUUAAGAUGACUACAACCUAUUUUUAGAUAUGUUUUCAGUACAACUUUGAACAGCAACUUUUUAAAUUACACACCUUCCAGUGUUAGGAAGGUGACAGGUGUCCGCCAGUGAUUCUGCUGUUCCGUGUCACCAUCCUUUGUCUCCCCCAGCCUUUUAUGAGCGCUUUCCUUCUUCCUCUAGCUUUGGGUGUGCAUGUUUGGUGUUUGUACUGUGUGGUUUAUAAAUCUGGACCAUUCUGCUUGGCUGUGGGUUGUUCAUGAAAGCCUCGUUCUUUUCCGUCACCCUUUGCUUUUCAUUCCCCUCCUCCCCACCCUGCUGUCCCGUGACUGUUGAUUGAAUGGCACAAUAAAUCCCAGAGAGUGACUCCCUUCAAGAAAGACUGAUGCCUCUGUCCCCUCACAGAAGACAAGUAAAGUAGCACUGGCGUCCCGGGAAUUUGAUUGGAUUUGGUGUCCUGAACCCCUUUUGGAGAUCAGUUCCCGGUGAGCGUAAUGGGCCAAUUGACUCAGAAAGAAAACUGUUUUUCUUUCAACUAUGAAAAGACCCUGUUUGUAGAUACGUUUUAGAGGAGAGGAAGGAUGUGUGAGGAACUUUGUUAUGUCUUUUUUGCAACAAAAUGUGAAUAGUUCAGAGUGAAACCUUUUGUGACGGUUGAUGUCUCUCAGGAAUACGCUGCAUCACCAACUUGGUGAUACCUUCAGUCUCAAAUUGAUGAUCAGGAUGGUAUUUUUUUGUUUGUUUGUCUAAUGUAUCCCUGUUCUGGUUUUAAUUAAACUUCAAGUUUCAUUUUACAUACUCUUGGAAAACUUAAGUUGCACUGUAAUUUAUAUUUGAGGUUUGUCAGGCCCUCUUUGCCCACUGGCGAGCUUGAAUCUUUGGAAAUGGAGCAUUUUCUUCUUCAUACCCUGACCCUGACAUCCUCUGGAACCUGAGCCCAACUAUAGGUAGUAGGCCUGUCUGCCAGCCCAAGAGCAUCCUGUCCCCUCUUGAUCUUUAAUGCUGCACAUGAAAACAUGGCUUUCUCACUGAACAAUGGGGAGUGAACUUAAAACAUGGCAACUUGAGUGGUUUCAAGAUUCCAUUUCCCCCCUUUGUCAUCUUGGGGAAUCUGCAUGCCACCCCAAUCAAAGGCCAUCUUUUAGUACAUCUUAGUGUCCACUGUUUCCUACAAUGACUGCCUGAUCUCACAGCCUUUUCUGCAAGGACUUCUCUGAGCAAGCCUCACUGCUUUGUGCACUUCUUUCCUGGAAGCCACUGCUACCUUAACCUCCCCUAAUCAGCAUUAAAUAACUGCAAGGCAGCAGGUCAGCUUCCAGCACAUGACACCUUUGUGCUGUGCUUCACAGAAAGUUUUUUGGGUUAGCCAGCAUUGGUAGUUGGUUUGCUUCUGGGUAUUUGGAAGGCUCACAGAUGCUCUAAAUAAAUGUUAAUCCUAGUUUUUUCCUUGGGAAGGAAAUACCCUUAGGGUACCAUUUAAGUGAGAUGACUUUUAAGAUCUUGACAUUCAUUUCUACUUUGCUUUGGAUGAGGAAACCAUGGCUUCCCUGAGCUGAGUGAUCCCAGUGAGAGGCAAGAAGGAAUACCUGUGCAGUGCCUUUUAUCAGCCUCAGAAAGCACUGACCUUCAUUCACUUUUACUUUUUCUUAGAAGCAAACCAUGAAGCCCAGCAUAUGUCCAAGAAGGGCAUUACAUCCUACCCGCUGAGUGAGCGGUAUCAAGGAAUUCGUGGCUAUGUCUACCACACCAUAGAGAGGAGGAAACCAGGUUGACAGUGAUAGGUCUGAACCAGAUGAUAGACUUCCAGAGAUAAGUUGCUAUCAAAAACAGGUCUCCAAGUCAUGCCUGACCAAACUGACAGAAUGCAGACUUUCUCUUUUCCCAGAGUUUGCUGGUUUGGAAAAGUGUUGAGAAACGGCAAUUUCCAGAGAAAUAUGAUAUCCGCAUACCUCCUGACUACCAGCAGCCCAAAGAUGUUUCUCUGCAAUCUUGGUGUCUCUAAGCCUUGAUUACAUUGCCACUUAUUUGCUAUCUUCCUUAGCCAGAAUUAACAAAGAAAGGAAAUUGGGUCCUUUUUAGCAGAACCACUAAAACUGACUUACUGGAGUCAGAGUUGUCAAGCAAAGGGAGCAAAUGUGAAUUAGAUGUUAGGUUUUUGGAGUGAAGAAAAGUUGUAACAGCUAAAAUUCCAGGUACAAUAGAUGAUAACACCAGGAAGCCAGGCCCCCAGCAGAGCUGGUGCUUGGUGUGCUCUGUGACACCAGCCGAGAGACGGGGGCUCACCCAAGAAGCCACUUCUUGAUCUCUGAUUGUCCCUUGAAACCUAGCGUGCCAGUUGCCUGCAUACCCAUCUCAGGCCUCCUGCUGGAAUUUUUUCUUGAAGAGAACCAAUCCUGUCGUUGCCUUGGAGCAAAACAUAGAUGAGGCUCGUAAGUGCAGCACAUGCUUAGAGAAUGUCUGCUUUGUGUUCCUGGCACACACAUCUCACCAAGCUCUUAAAUUUCGGACACCUUAAGGAUACAUGUCCUUGUUCAGUCGUGCUCUGCCUGUCUAGCGCCUUCUCGCGUGCAGCCCUGCUUGUUUGGGAGAACACUGGACUAAGCAGCAAUGCUGCUGGGCAGCUGUAAGAGGCCCUUCCAGAAGUCAAAACUUAUCUUUAAAACACCUUCAAAUUUUGUUGUUCCUUCUAAUUCUGGGUAGAAUAAAAAUAAAUGGUCUUGUUACUCUUUGCUGUUUGGGUUACUAGUUCUUUGGAAGACAUUACCUUCCUACUUCAAAUGUUUCCACUAGGUGCCACCUACUAAGCGUGUGGGUGUCAUUCCCAGAGCCCAUCAAGUGGCAACUGAGUGCCUGCUUGGAUUCAAGGCGGCUGGUGUAAGGGGCUCAUUUUCUUGGCAGCAAUGUCCCAAAGACCAAAUCUUUCUCCCCAUCUUUGAUAUUUGAUGGGGAUUUGAGUUUCUUGACUGAAGCCAUGCCUUUUGUCUAUGCCCUUUAGAGAGGAGGCCCCAUUACUUCUGUCUGGCCCAGAACUUUUCCUUGGCUUCUGUUUGGACAGUAUGUGUACAGUAGUUAUUUACUGAUAUGCGAAACCCAGUCGCCCUCCCGUGACCUUUGGGAGAGGGUAGUACAUGCUAAAGAAGCAGUGUUUCUUGGGAGGGCUGUUUCUGUCUAGACUUUGAGGGGGUGUAGAGACUCUGCCUCCCCCAAUAAAAGAUGAAAUCAGACCUUGAGGUAUUUAGGCCCCAAUUCUUUGGAAUGCUUAUCCCUGGUGAGCAUUUGCUGUUCUAAUGGUAACUUUCCAGCUUGGCGUAGGAGUUUCCCUUAGGCUAGCUCACAAAUUUCUUAUUGGAGGAUGAUUACUGAUACAUACUCACGAUGCAAACAUCCAUUAUCACCUUUUUUACCCUCUGGAAUUUAAAUUUCAAUCUCUGGGCUGGUCCUGGAAGUUCAUACCUUUUGGCAAAGCUUAGAUUUAGAGUCUUUUGAGUCCCUGGUCUGUGGUUUCUCUGCUUAACCUCUGGCUGCAGCCUGGCCAAACAUACUGUAUGGUGGGUGCCCAAUGGAAAACUCCCAAGAUGAAACACAUUUCCCAGGGUAUUUAAACUCGCUCUGCCACCUGUCUGAGUGGGAGGCUGGUAGAUAUGCUGCAAUGCUUGAUAAUCAUUUGGCCACUGAAAUUUCCAAAGGGAGCUCUUGCCAGUGCUUAAAACCAAAAUUCCUGGAUACUUCAAACUUAGAGAAUCCGUGAUUCUAGCACAGACUAUCCAUUCUUGCUCCAGUGUAUCCCCUUCCUCUCCAUCUUAAUCUU
Condylura cristata (star-nosed mole) is the source of this 5692-nucleotide messenger RNA. It is a transcript of the gene EIF4EBP2, whose product is annotated as eukaryotic translation initiation factor 4E binding protein 2. The coding region runs from base 293 to 655 and encodes 120 amino acids. NCBI's taxonomy places the organism in Eukaryota, Metazoa, Chordata, Mammalia, Eulipotyphla, Talpidae. The transcript has 3 exons. Gene Ontology annotation, biological process: negative regulation of translational initiation. The record is from RefSeq and is a predicted model, not a curated record. Gene Ontology annotation, molecular function: eukaryotic initiation factor 4E binding. Gene Ontology annotation, cellular component: cytoplasm.